Molecule: messenger RNA, 2203 nt
Organism: Saccostrea cuccullata (small rock oyster)
Lineage: Eukaryota; Metazoa; Mollusca; Bivalvia; Ostreida; Ostreidae
Product: sodium-dependent neutral amino acid transporter B(0)AT3-like
Biological process (GO): sodium ion transmembrane transport
Cellular component (GO): plasma membrane
Source: RefSeq, a predicted model, not a curated record
AUGUAUCAUGGCAAAGGACCCCCGAGGCGACAAACAGGCCGACGAAACCAGUACGCUUAUGACAAUCCCGCAUUAUCUGAAACGGCUUCUACCCCUAGUAUCUUCACAGUGGAGAGCUCAAGCUCACUUAUACACAAGGACGGCGUCUCACUCGACUUGUACCCGGCGCUCCGGAGAAACUCAUUCGAAUCCGCUUUGGAGACAGGAAGUAGAAAAAGUUGGCGAGAAUCAACGGAAAGAAUGUCGGAGGAUCCUGCCAAAACGGCUGGUACGUCAACAGACGCCCUCAUAGCAACAGAAAAUGGAGAAGGUUCGAAAGAAUCUAAAGAAGAGAGGGAAACUUGGGACAACAAAGCUCAGUAUAUCUUAGCAGUCGUUGGAUACGCUGUAGGAUUGGGAAAUGUUUGGCGUUUUCCAUAUUUAGCACAGAAAAAUGGAGGCGGUGCUUUUCUCAUACCGUACACAAUCAUGUUGGCGAUUGAAGGCGUUCCCAUCUUUUACUUGGAGCUUGCAGUGGGUCAGCGCUUGCGUAAAGGUGCCAUUGGCGCCUGGAACCAAAUAUCGCCGUAUCUUGCUGGUAUCGGAAUAGCUAGUGCUAUGGUUUCCUUCUGGGUCUCGUUGUAUUAUAAUACUAUAAUAGCCUGGUGUCUGUAUUAUCUAGUCAACAGUUUCCAGUCUCCCCUGCCGUGGGCUGAAUGUCCUGGAAAUGUCACGAGUAUGAGUGGCUCAACCACAUAUUUCUGGUACAGGGAAACUCUCAACAUCUCACCUUCCGUUGAUGAACGCGGGACCUUGAACUGGUGGAUUGUGGUCAGUCUAUUAGCAGCCUGGCUAAUUGUUUUCCUGUGCAUGGCAAAAGGAAUAGCAUCUUCGGGCAAGGUUGUGUAUGUCACGGCAACGUUUCCAUAUCUGGUGCUCCUUAUUUUUUUCUUCCGUGGUGUGACGCUUGAGGGGUUUGAAGAAGGAGUGAAACAUUUUUUCGUCCCGGAUUUUUCACGUCUUGGAGAUCCGCAGGUGUGGUUAGAGGCCGCGACACAAAUUUUCUUUUCUCUUGGAGUGGCUUUUGGGGGCUUGAUCGCCUUUUCUUCCUACAUGCCCGUUCGAAACAAUUGCUACAGAGACGCCAUCUUGGUUUCUGUCGUAAACUGUGGCACUUCCGUCUUUGCAGGAGUCGUAAUUUUCUCAAUUCUAGGAUUCAAGGCAACACAGAGUUUUAAGGCCUGUAAUGCCCAGAACGAUUUGUUAUUGAGCCAGAAUAUGACAACAGGGUUCCUGACAUGUGACAUCAAAACAGAGAUACAGAAGAGCGGAUCAGGAACAGGACUGGCGUUCAUUGCCUUCACAGAAGCCAUUAACCAGUUACCCGCCGCCCCCGUAUGGUCAGUGUUGUUCUUUCUGAUGUUGCUGACCCUCGGGCUGGACAGUAUGUUCGGAAUGUUAGAGGGGGUCGUCACCUCCAUCAUCGACAUGAACCUCGUCAAAAACCUCCGUAAAGAAGUGUGUGCAGCUGUCCUUUGUUUGGUUUCCUUACUGAUCUCCUUCUGCUUUGCGGAUUCAGCGGGCCCUUACAUUUUUGUUCUGUUUGAUGAAUACAGUGGAAAUAUCCCUCUCCUUAUCAUCGCUCUUGGCGAACUCCUCGGACUAACGUAUGCGUACGGACUAAAAAGGUUUGGUGACGACAUUGAACUAAUGACAGGACAAAGACCUAAUUAUUAUUGGUUGAUUAUGUGGAAGUACGUAUCUCCGCUAGUUAUCAUCGUCAUUUUCCUCGCAAGUUUCAUCAAAUCAAUGAUCAGCAGCGCGACGUACGAGGCAUGGAUUCCCUCCAUAGCGGAUAAUAUAACAACAGAGUGGCCAGCAUGGUGUAAGUUUAUAGCAGCAAUGUUAAUUAUCAGCGCCAUGGGGUGGAUCCCCCUAGUAGCAAUUGUGAAAAAAUUCAAUCUUGUAAAAUGGGAACCGGAAACGCCAGCGGAGUUUCCGGAAGAAGAACUUGUUGCCGAGAGGGGAAUAAAACCUCAUAUACCAUCUGACAGAGAAAGGAAAUGGCUUUACUGGUUAGAGAAGUUGUAAGAAACGGGAUUGGUGCAAUAUAAACUGUCUCUGUGUCCACUUUUAGAUAAUAUUCAAUGUAAAAUAUUUUAGCAAGUUAAUUUAACAAAGUUGCAUAGAUUAUGAUUUUAUACUUUUAUAUGCAGAAGACCUU